Molecule: messenger RNA, 708 nt
Organism: Wallemia ichthyophaga EXF-994
Lineage: Eukaryota; Fungi; Basidiomycota; Wallemiomycetes; Wallemiales; Wallemiaceae
Exons: 1
Coding region: 1-708 (235 amino acids)
Source: RefSeq, a predicted model, not a curated record
AUGGCUCCACCACGCAACACCGCAGCAGCCAACAAGCGCAUCAGGAAGCGUAAGCGCAGGACACAGUUGGAGGACAGCGACAGUAGCAGUGGCAGUAGUAGCAGCGAUAGCAGUUCUUCUGGUGAGAGUGAAGGCGAAGAGCGAGGCGGAGAGAAUGUGGCUGAGAAGCCAGCCAAUCAGCCAAAAUCUAAAUCUGCCAGCUCUGAUCAAGAUAGCAGCGAUUCAAGCGAUUCAAGCGAAUCGAGCAGCUCGAGCAGCUCUAGUAGCAGUGCACCGUCAAUCAGAGUCAAAGGAAAAAAAAAGACUCAACACAGCAUUACUCAACAGCAAAGACAGUCUCCUUCUCCUCCCCCAGAAACUGCAAACGACGCAUUCAUCCCCUCUUCCAUCUUCAACGACACAUCAGGUGCAUCCAGUAAGCAGUUACCUGUAGCCGAUAUCUACACCCCCGAAAACCCCCUCAGAGCCGCUUUUAAAUCUCAGUGGAUGGCUAGCAUAGCGGAUAAUUUCUCUGGCGAUUUGGAGAAACUGAGCGCAGAACCACACAUGAAUGGCGAUAAACUUAGGUUGCUCAUCGCGGCUCUCAGCACAAACAGCACUGCUAUACGCGAUGACGAGGCCGAGCUUGUUUUGUCGAGCCAUUCUCCUCAUUCUCAAAACAAUAGAGACUCACAAGAGGACACUCAAGAUACAAAAAUGGAAGAGUAA